AUCAACUACAAACUAGUUUUUUGUGGAACUAAAAUGCUACUGCUUGUGAUCUGGUUAUUAUGCAGUGCUAGUCCUUUUUUUCUUGAGGCCUAUCCUGUGGUAGACUCUCAAGAGCGCAGUGCUCUACCUGCUCACUUAUCUGAUCCAGCCGAUUAUCCCGAUCUAACGAAUGGCCUCACCGACGCAGAGGUUCAGGAAAGCCUUGAAGAUCUAACCUUAGAUGAUUUAAACUCAUUAAAUAAGCUCCUCGACGAGCACAUCAGUCAAGAUGAAAACGUGGACUCAGACGCGAGUCUAAGAACCCAGAGUAGGCAAGCGAAGGACCUUAAGCAGAAGCAGGACUACCAAUCUUUGGAUGUAGCUCUCGAUGAUGGCUGCCGGGAUGAGGAUGACUUAGAUGAGACCAAGUCAAAUCAGUGUACCAAACGACCCAAUUGCCAGUCCACCAAGCGCUGCCCUAAGAAAACCACUUGCGCGCCUAAAACCACACAAAAAUGCAUUACUAAACCAGCUAACGAUAACUGCAAGUCGAAAUCAGGUGGCUAUAUGGAAGAUGAUCUGAUUUCUGAUACCACAAAGUGUCCAAAGCCAAAAAACAAGAAGUGCAAGAAGCCUAAAGAUGACUUGGAAUGCGACGCAGAUGAUUUUCUGUGUCACGCCAUGAAGCGGGACAGAAAAAAGGAGGAUAAGAACAAUCUUCAAGAAGAUGAAGAUCCCGAUUCGGAGGAAUAUGUGCCGGGGAAAGAGCUAGCUGGAAUAGAGCAGCUGGGCGAGGAGGCCAUACCCGCAUUAAAUGAUCAGGGGGAACCACUCGAUGACGCUUUAAAUUUUGACUUUCCUAAGGCACCCAAACAGGAGGUCAAAUUGGAGCAACCUUCCCAGUUGGAGCAACAGUCUAACUUUGAGCUUGAAAAUCAAGCAAAUUCGGAGCAGAAUCGUCAGUCGAAACUUGUGCGAGAGGCUAAUUUAGUUUUAGAAAAUCGGGCCCAGCUGGACCAAGAACAUCAAUCCAACCUGGAGAAGGAAAAUCAGAUCAAUUUAGAACAACAGCACUCGAAUAUAAAGAAAAGUUGUGAAGCGAAUUUGAGGGACCUGAAAUUAGACAAUCACAAAAAUGUUAUGCAGGAACCUCAAGAACACUUGAGGCACGAAUACAAGGAAGUGGAUAAUAACGAUAAUUUGGAGCAGGAAAAUGUAGUCAAAUUAAAACAGGAAGAUCAGGUAAAUUUUUAUCAAGAUUAUCAGCCAAGCUUUGAGCAGGAGCAACAAGCUAACUUUGAACUUAGAAAUCAGGUCAGUUUGGAGCAGGAAAAUCAGCCAAAUUUUAAGCAGGAACGACAGGCCGCCUUGGAUUUAGUAAAUCAGCCUAAUUUUAAAAAGGAAAAUCAGGCUAACAUGGAGUUGGAUAAUCAGUAUAAUUUUGAGCAAGAGCAAAAGUUAAACUUGGAACAGGAAAAUCAGGAAACCUUGGAUCAUGGAAAUCAAGGAGAACAGCAGGUAUACCGAGACCAGAAAGUAUCGGCAACUAAUAUAGAGAGAGCAAAGCAAGCGGAAUGCGAACCAUUGGCUGAGCAACCGGCUCCCCUUGAUUCCAACGAACGUCAACAGCUCUCCAUGAUUGACCAGCGAAAGAGAAAACAGGCCGAAGCGGAAAAUAAAAUGGAAGAACAAAUGAACAAUGAAGAUGAGAAAAAGCAGACAUUAAUGAAGGAUGAGCCACUUAACGCUGAUCUGGCCCAACAAGAACCUCUCUUUGAUAGCGACAGUUUUAUUGCCAAUAAUGCGCGCGAUCCCCCUCGCUAUUUAAUUCAAAUGCAGAAUGACUGCAUUCAAAGUGAAAACGAUCGUGGCGAACGUAGAUUGCGUGAAGAUAGAAGCCAAAGCGAGGCGUUAAACCUGGAAAAACUCGCGGAAGAGGAAGAGGGCAGUCCCAUGGAGGAUUUAAAUUUGGAAUCAGAAUUCAAGAGGAGCAAGCGAGAGAAUAAAGAAACUGACGAUGCCCCUGAGAAUUCCAAAGAAACAUAUAUAAAGAAGCUGAUGGACUCAUUCCCGCGAGAUCAGGGUGGUCAGAUCAAUGCCAAUGCAGGGCUAAUGGAUUCCAAUCUCGCCCAUUUGCGCAUCAAGCGAAGUUGAGUUAUAUUUUGUUUUGUCACAAUCAAUUUUUAAUUUCUGUCCUUGUAUAUUUUAUAAGCAACCAUAAAUUGAUAAUCCAGAAAUACGAGAACUGCGUGUUUGUUAUUCCCCAUGUUUCUCGCUUUGAUUCAUGUACUAUGUACAUAUAUUUUUGUGCGCCCUGAUAAAAGCAAAAAUUCCAGUUUUACUCUUUUUUAGUAUAUGUCUGGCAAUUUUGUUGACCUUAAGAUUUAAACUGUUUGUAAU
Messenger RNA from Drosophila rhopaloa, 2379 nucleotides. RefSeq lists its product as uncharacterized. NCBI's taxonomy places the organism in Eukaryota, Metazoa, Arthropoda, Insecta, Diptera, Drosophilidae. The record is from RefSeq and is a predicted model, not a curated record. The coding region runs from base 34 to 2133 and encodes 699 amino acids. The transcript has 5 exons.